AUGCAGUGCAGCUGCAGCUCCUCGCCAGCUCACCUUUCAUCGCCCCACUGGAGCAGAACAGUGCUCUUCCCGGACUGGGCCUACAGACCGGCGUGGUCGCCCGGCUCCCGGCAGGUGCAGCUGUGGCACUUCCUGCUGGAGCUGCUGGGGCGGGGCGAGGGCGGGGCCAUCGGCUGGGGGGCGGAGUGGGGAGAGUUCGUCAUCCGGGACCCCGAGAGGCUGGCGAGGCUGUGGGGGGACAGGAAGGGGAAACCCCACAUGAACUACGACAAGCUGAGCCGGGCGCUGAGAUAUUACUACAACAAACGGAUCCUGAACAAGACCAAAGGGAAGAGAUUCACCUACAAGUUCAACUUCAGCAAAGUGAUCCUGGUCAACUAUGCAGGAUACUCUCUGGUGCAGGGAGGCCCGCUCCCCUUUCUGUGCGGAGGAGCCGGCUCGGGGGUCCACAGAGGUGAGAACGCAGCCGCCACGCACAGGGGUCACGGGGGUCACAGGGGUCACGGGGGUCACGGGGGUCACAGGGGUCCACGGGGGUCACAGGGGUCCACGGGGGUCACGGGGGUCACAGGGGUCCACGGGGGUCACAGGGCGGUGCAUCACCCCUUCCUGCUCCCGUGCUGCCUGCCGAAGCCGACGCCCCCCCGGGCUCUCCACGGCCUCUCGCCCUUCAUCUUGGCCGACCCGGGGGACCCGGUGCUCCAGACCGGCUGGCCGCACAAGGGCCCAGCGGCGUGGGACCUGGACCACGUCCGUCGAAGCCUCCUGUUUGGGGGAGUGAAACAGACUGAGGAGAGGGGGAGGCUCAUUGUAGAUUAA
Cyclopterus lumpus (lumpfish) is the source of this 819-nucleotide messenger RNA. RefSeq names its product ETS translocation variant 3-like protein. Gene Ontology annotation, biological process: cell differentiation; regulation of transcription by RNA polymerase II. Gene Ontology annotation, cellular component: nucleus. Bases 1 to 819 code for a protein of 272 amino acids. The record is from RefSeq and is a predicted model, not a curated record. Gene Ontology annotation, molecular function: DNA-binding transcription factor activity, RNA polymerase II-specific; sequence-specific DNA binding. Lineage: Eukaryota; Metazoa; Chordata; Actinopteri; Perciformes; Cyclopteridae. The transcript has 6 exons.